Messenger RNA from Camellia sinensis, 1784 nucleotides. The record is from RefSeq and is a predicted model, not a curated record. NCBI's taxonomy places the organism in Eukaryota, Viridiplantae, Streptophyta, Magnoliopsida, Ericales, Theaceae.
UAAGCGUUGAUGACUAAGGAAAAAUGUUGCUAACUUGUCAUUUUUACAGUCACUGGUUCAAUCCCAAAUUCCAGCAUUUAUUGGUCUGUUAGGCUACGAGUUUCAGGAACUCUAAAAUUAAAUAAAUUUUCUCGGGAAAACUAGUUCGUUAAACUUUCCCGCGUAUUAUCCGGGAAUUUCUCGAAGUGAAAAGGGUAACUGGAAACUCUGUUCCUUACCUAGGCCUAGGGCAGAGAAGUCAGAAGAGAGGGAAGGAAAGAAGAUGGAGUCAUGGGUCCCACUCUUGGACAUUUUCUUGAACUCCCCAUGUCCUGAAACAGAGGCCUCUCGAUGGUUUCAUCACUCUUUCGACGCCUCAUCCACCCCCACCAUUACCACAAACUCUUUCCUUUCGUUGCUCUCAAAACCCUCCGACGCCAUUGUCAUCGAUUCUUCUUCUCCUUCACACCCCUCAACUCCUCAUUCCAAGAGGGUUAUGUGGAUUCAGACGCUUCCCAACGCAGUGCAGUUUCGAAUUCUAUCGUUUCUUGCUUUGGAGCAUAGUCGAUUUUGCGCUCGAGACUUGACUAAACUUGCCCGAAACAUGUUGAGUGGGGCUGAUGAGCUUGAUUUUUGGGUCAAGAAAGCUGCACAUCAGGUGCUCGACACAAUGUCUGAAUCAAAUUAUGAAUGGGUUUCUUGUUUGAAUUUGGAUUCUGACGAAGAAAGAGUGGAAAACGAGUUUGAAUCGUUACCAAAUUGGCUUAAGGAUGAGGCAAUAAACGCCAAUGAUUUGCUUCUUCCUUGGCUUCCCAUUUCGCGAGAUGAAUUGAAUUCAAAAAUGGCCCUUGAUACAUAUGUAGAUGACGAGGAUUCAUUGAUUGAAGUCGAAGAGGAUGAAAAGGAAAAUCUGAAUGAAGCUACGAGGGAAGUGAACAUUGUUAAUGGUCCUAUAGAUCCUGAAAUCGAAGCAAUGGCCAUUUCUUUGAAAGCACAGGUACUGACUUUUGAGUCUACUUCUAGAAGCGUGAGCUUGGCGAAUGAAAUUCGCCAACUUUGCUUGGAAAGAGGGGGAGAUUCUUUGACGGUAUUGGGUUUAAUCGAACCUUGGAAAUCGGAUGAUGAGACUGCUUCAAUUCUGGUUUCUAAUCUUUCCAAUGGAAGUGAAGAAGAACUUGGUUGGCCGAGUCAUGUUCUCUGCUCUAUUGUUCUUCCCAAGUUGUUACUACUAGAAGAGCCAGCUUCUCGUGUUCUAGUGACUGCAACGAUAGAGUACUGCAAGGUUCAUCAGAGGGCUGCUGUGUAUGCAUUGUUGUUUCCACUUAUCCUCAGAACAGAGGGUAUUAACAAAGCUAGUUGUGAUUUGAUUACAAAGAUCGUUAAAGAAUGCUUGCACCGAGCUCAUGUUUCAUCAUUCUGCCACAAGCUGCUUUGUGGAGAAGUUGAUGUGAGAAAGUUUGUGUGCCUACCAUGCCACCAAUAUAUGAUAUCACAUGAGUUGGUAUGGACAGAAUCGUUGUUUAACUUGUUCCAAAAUAUGUUGAAUCAUAAUAUUCAUUUGACUCAAGAUUCGGCAGACCAACUUGUUAAUCGGCUUCUGGAUUCAGCUGAGAGGUUUUCCAAAUCUCUGAAGUUUGGAAAUUUUUUGUUAUGUUUAGUGAACAAGUGUGCUCCAUUACUAAAGUCUCACAAGCUUUCAUUGACUGAAGCAGUUGAACAUACUGAUUCUCUUGUGACCAAAUCUGUAUUAUCAAAAUUGGCUACAUUGUGAUAUUCUAGAAAUGUAUUUUUGGAAGACUUCUUUU